Molecule: messenger RNA, 414 nt
Organism: Panicum virgatum (switchgrass)
Lineage: Eukaryota; Viridiplantae; Streptophyta; Magnoliopsida; Poales; Poaceae
Product: mucin-21-like
Exons: 1
Coding region: 1-414 (137 amino acids)
Source: RefSeq, a predicted model, not a curated record
AUGCCCAGCACCGGCGCCUCCGCCGCCGAUGCGUCAGAUGCGGCUGCGAACAGCACUGGCGCCGCCUCCGCCGCCGAUGCGUCAGAUGCGGCUGCGCCUAGCACCGGCGCCUCCGCCGCCACCACGUCGGGUGCGGCUGCGCCUAGAGCCGGCGUCUCAGCCGCCACGGCGUCGAGUGCGGAUGCCCCCAGCGCCUGCACCUCAGCCAUCGCUGCGUCGGGUACGGCAGCACCCAACACCGGCAUGUCCGCCGUCGCUACAUCGGGCGCGGCUGCACCCAGCACCGGCGCCCCCACCGCCGCUGUGUCUGCUGCCUCUGCCGCAGGUGCCUCCGCCACCGCAGCGUUGUGUGCUGCUGAGUCUGGAAAUAACGUGCUUGUCAGCAUCACGUCGCGCACCACCGGGCUGGCAUAG